AUGACAGAUAUCGCAGAAAGUACCGCCCACCCACGUGAUGGCGUGCCGCCAUCGCAGCAAACGACCGCCAGCGUCGCCUCUGCCGCUCUCGCCACUGCCACUGCUUCUGCGUCUCCUACAACCGGCUCUGCCACAAGCACAGCCGCUCCAGGGAAACGCAGCAGAUCCUCAAGCACCGGCUCCGCCAAAGGAAGUAUCGGCGGCAAAAAGGCCACAAGGGCAUGUGACCAAUGUAGGAAACGUAAAAUCAAAUGCGACUACGACAACGACAAAAACGUCUGUUCUAGCUGCAACAGAAACGGCGACAGAUGCCAAUUCAACCGUGUCCAACUCAAACGUGGUCCCUCAAAGGGAUUCAACCGUAAUAAUAGCACCAGCAGUGCCGCUGGUGCAAGCACUACUAGCAGUACACAUCAAACUUUUAAUGCAAACGCCAGUGGCAAUACUAAUAGUAGUAACAACAACAACCACAACAACAACAACAACAACUCGGUGCUACUCCCGCCGAUUACUCAAUAUUUUCAAGGCAACGAACAAAAUCAUGACCAACAGUUUUGGAAAGUACCAGUAGACCUGGCUGGCCACCUCUCCCCACACCAUUCCCAGUCACACUUGCAUCGUGACUCAGUCGACUCGGCCACCAGUAAUAAUUCAAAUCUAAAUAUAAACGGCAUCAACAUCGUCGAUAAUUCAACUACUAACUCACAAUCAGGAGGUUACUUCCCAGUUAGUGCAUGUCGCAGCAGAGCCUCAUCGGUGCCUUCUUUCCCAAGAAAACCACCCAUGCAAAUACAACCACCAAUGACUUCAAUGUACGCUUCUUCUCUAGGUGGAGGAACACCUGCCACGGGCGCUAUUGGCGCAUCGAACACAGCUGUUUCUGGCGCCACUGUCCCGGGAACUUCCUCUAAACGCAGAAAGUCAGUCGUAUCAUCAAACGAAUCUCCACGUACCUCCAGGGCUUCUUUGCUUCCCAGACCAGACUUCGCCGUCGUCAAUUUGGUUCCAGUUCCACAAAACGUCGUCACUCCUGCCUCGUCUCUACCCGCUGUUCCAUCUGGACCUCUUCCUUCUACCGGAGUAGGUGUCGGGGGUUCAACUGGACAAGUAAGGCUAACAGAUCUGGACUUGAUCAAUACAUAUUACGAAUUCGUUCAUUUGAACUUCCCAGUGAUCCCAAUCAAUAAAAAAGCAUUGACAAGCGACAUCCUCGUAAUCAACACUUCUAUCGAGGAGCUUAACGAUUUGGUCAUAGUUUGGUUUCGUAACUCCCUGGAGUUGUUAGUAACCGUCUCUUUGGAACAACCACAAACUCAAUCUACUCAUGCCUAUACUGAAAGUCUUAACAGUUGCUUCCAAAAUGUAGUCAACCUUUACCCACGUUUGAAACAAAAUAAUGGUAUAGACCCUAAGGUAAAAAUCGUCUAUCUUUGUACAUUUUUGAUCCUUAUCUACGUGCUAUUCUUUCUGGGUCAACAUAACUCGUUUAUCAUUUCUGUAUCGGUCACAAUAUUUAACAAUUUUGGUCUUUAUGGGAAACUUCUAUCAUUGAAUACAUCGUCACCAGAUUCAUCGUCACCUUACGAUAUCAUAUUUGUUCGGUUGUACCUGUUACUAGUGACUUUUGAUUCUUCAUAUUCUAUGGCCUUGGGUACCCCAAAAUUACUAAAUUUAGAGAUCAAUGGCCUUGUUGACAAAUUUUUCAAUCUGAAAUCUCAAAAUGAACAUUUGUUUAUUGAUGAAAAUUUGAUUAAGGUCAACUGCAUUUUGAAAAAUCUGGAAUUAGGAGAAUAUAUCUGUAACGCAUCACAUAUGAAAGAUUCGUCUGAUGCAAUGAAGGUGAUUAAAUCUACAUACAUGUCCAAGAAACACCAAUCCAAGAAAGCAGAUCAUUCUUCCUCAGUUUCUCCGAUGUUUAUCUCUGAGUGGUUCCAGAAAUUUCUGGUUGAUAAGAAAAAUUUAAUUUCAUUAUUACUGGAUUACCAAUUGAGAAUCAAUGACAUUACUCCUCUACAGCUGUCAAAACUGUACGUGGAUUUAACAAAUUCAUUGUGUGCCUUAAUUACUGUCAUUUUGGAAAUAUUAAAGUUAAUGAUGAAAUUAAACCCUACAAAUUCGAUAGAUUACAAUUAUCGUCCAUUACAGCAUUUUGAUAUUGAUAAACCGCCAAGUGGUGGCGGUGGGUCAAGCUCUACUAACACAUCAUCUAAUCCGUAUUCCAAUCCUAAUUCCAACGAAUUUUAUCAGAAAUUACUUGGAUUAUCAAGCGAUCGGAAUACUAAUCUUGCAGACAUGACAAGAGGAUGUAUCACACCAUUUGCAAUCAUUACGAUCAACGAGCUGUUCAACGUUACUGAAUUAAUCAAGAACAUUCCUUCUUCGUUGAUCAGCGUUGUUAUGGAGUCGACAAAAGAAGAAAAGGAAAACACGAUUAACCCACAAGACCUGGUACUGAAACUUUCCAAUUCGAUGAAUGAAAUUGUUCAAAUUACGAGUUUAUUAACCAUGGUAAAGCCAUACAAGGGAAUAGAUUCGAGUUAUCCAAGAUGGCAAAAAUUUUCCAAACGUAGUGGACCAAUACCAUCAAUGGCACCAAGCAACACUGCGACAAGCACUAUACAAGAUUUCUCGGAAUACAACAUGACAAGAUCACCCUCAUUGGGAUCAUCCGCAUACAGCAAUAACCCACAUUCUCAACAUUCAGAUCACAAUUUUAACGAAACUAAUGAUUAUAAUGACAAUAUUUCAAUUUUCAAGAAAAUAUAUUAUGAAAAUAAUAAUAUUCAAAAUAAUACAACCCCUCAAAACGAAGUUCUGCAAAGUUACAUCGACACAGCAUGGAGAUUACUAGACGAUUCAGAGUUAGGAUGGUUAUAA
Vanderwaltozyma polyspora DSM 70294 is the source of this 2877-nucleotide messenger RNA. It is a transcript of the gene RGT1, whose product is annotated as Rgt1p. The transcript has a single exon. Gene Ontology annotation, cellular component: nucleus. Gene Ontology annotation, molecular function: DNA-binding transcription factor activity, RNA polymerase II-specific; zinc ion binding. The record is from RefSeq and is a predicted model, not a curated record. Lineage: Eukaryota; Fungi; Ascomycota; Saccharomycetes; Saccharomycetales; Saccharomycetaceae. Bases 1 to 2877 code for a protein of 958 amino acids.